AUGACGCAAAUCCUGCCUAUCCGCUUCCAGGAGCACCUACAGCUCCAAAAUCUGGGAAUCAACCCGGCCAAUAUUGGUUUCAGCACUCUGACAAUGGAGUCAGAUAAAUUCAUCUGCAUAAGAGAGAAAGUUGGUGAACAGGCCCAGGUUGUCAUUAUUGACAUGGCGGAUCCCAACAACCCCAUCCGAAGGCCCAUCUCGGCAGACAGCGCCAUUAUGAACCCUGCCAGCAAAGUUAUUGCCCUUAAAGGACUGGGAGAAUCGGCCAAGACCCUGCAGAUCUUCAAUAUUGAAAUGAAGAGCAAGAUGAAGGCUCAUACAAUGACUGAUGAUGUGACCUUCUGGAAAUGGAUCUCCCUCAACACGGUCGCCCUGGUCACAGAUAACGCCGUCUUCCAUUGGAGCAUGGAGGGCGACUCCCAGCCAAUUAAAGUCUUUGACCGCCAUUCAAGCCUGGCAGGCUGCCAGAUCAUAAACUAUCGCACUGACGCCAAACAGAAAUGGUUACUCCUGAUCGGCAUUUCUGCACAGCAAAAUCGCGUUGUUGGAGCAAUGCAAUUGUACUCAGUGGACAGAAAGGUUUCUCAGCCCAUUGAAGGUCAUGCUGCUGGCUUUGCACAAUUCAAGAUGGAGGAUAACACAGAGGAGUCUACUUUGUUCUGCUUUGCUGUGCGGGGACAAGCAGGCGGAAAACUCCAUAUAAUAGAAGUUGGUACUCCACCCACCGGCAACCAGCCAUUUCCAAAAAAGGCCGUAGAUGUAUUCUUUCCUCCAGAAGCCCAGAAUGACUUCCCUGUUGCUAUGCAGAUCAGCUCCAAGCAAGAUGUAGUCUUUCUCAUCACCAAAUAUGGCUAUAUCCACCUGUACGACUUGGAAACCGGCACCUGCAUCUACAUGAACAGAAUCAGUGGGGAGACCAUUUUUGUCACUGCCCCUCAUGAACCAACUGCCGGGAUCAUUGGGGUCAACAGGAAAGGACAGGUGUUAUCAGUGUGUGUGGAGGAGGAGAAUAUUAUUCCCUACAUAACCAAUGUGCUCCAGAACCCUGACCUGGCUCUCCGCAUGGCUGUCCGCAAUAACCUUGCCGGUGCUGAGGAGUUAUUUGCCCGCAAGUUUAACACCCUCUUUGCUGCUGGGAAUUACUCGGAUGCUGCUAAAGUGGCAGCCAAUGCACCCAAGGGUAUACUGCGAACACCAGACACCAUCCGGAGGUUCCAGAGUGUUCCAGCUCAACCAGGCCAGCGGUCACCAUUGCUUCAGUACUUUGGUAUCUUGUUGGAUCAAGGCCAGCUCAAUAAGUUUGAAUCUUUAGAGCUGUGUAGGCCGGUCCUUCAGCAGGGCCGUAAGCAGCUGCUAGAGAAAUGGCUUAAAGAAGACAAGCUGGAGUGCUCAGAGGAGCUUGGCGACCUGGUGAAAUCAGUGGAUCCCACGCUUGCUCUCAGUGUCUACCUGAGAGCAAAUGUCCCGAACAAAGUCAUUCAAUGCUUUGCUGAGACUGGCCAGUUCCAGAAGAUUGUACUGUAUGCAAAGAAGGUGGGGUAUACUCCAGACUGGAUCUUCCUGUUGAGAAAUGUAAUGCGGAUCAGCCCAGAACAGGGGCUUCAGUUCUCCCAGAUGCUGGUACAGGAUGAAGAGCCUCUUGCUGACAUUACACAGAUUGUAGAUGUUUUCAUGGAGUACAACCUGAUCCAGCAAUGUACAUCCUUUCUACUGGAUGCCCUGAAGAACAACAGGCCCAUGGAAGGAGCACUGCAGACCCGUCUGCUCGAAAUGAAUUUGGUCCAUGCACCACAGGUAGCGGAUGCUAUUUUGGGCAACCAGAUGUUCACUCAUUAUGACCGUGCCCAUGUGGCACAGCUGUGUGAGAAGGCUGGCCUCCUGCAGAGGGCGCUGGAGCAUUAUACUGAUCUGUAUGACAUUAAACGGGCUGUGGUGCACACCCACCUCCUCAACCCAGAGUGGUUAGUCAAUUUCUUUGGCUCCCUAUCAGUGGAGGACUCUUUGGAGUGUCUUCGAGCCAUGCUAUCUGCUAAUAUCCGUCAGAACCUGCAGAUUUGCGUUCAGGUUGCCUCCAAGUACCAUGAGCAACUGAGCACUCAGAGCCUCACAGAACUUUUUGAGUCAUUUAAGAGCUUUGAAGGGCUCUUCUACUUCUUGGGUUCAAUUGUGAACUUCAGCCAGGAUCCAGAGGUUCACUUCAAAUACAUUCAAGCUGCCUGCAAGACAGGCCAAAUCAAGGAAGUGGAAAGAAUCUGCAGAGAGAGUAACUGCUAUGAUCCUGAGCGUGUGAAGAACUUCCUCAAGGAAGCCAAGUUAACUGAUCAACUACCAUUGAUCAUUGUGUGUGACCGCUUUGAUUUUGUCCACGAUCUGGUCCUAUACUUGUAUCGCAACAGUCUGCAGAAAUAUAUUGAGAUCUAUGUGCAGAAGGUAAACCCUAGUCGUCUCCCCGUGGUCAUUGGUGGUUUGCUAGAUGUUGACUGUGCCGAAGAUGUGAUAAAGAACCUGAUCAUGGUUGUAAGAGGACAGUUUUCCACAGAUGAACUAGUUGCUGAAGUGGAGAAGAGAAAUAGAUUGAAGCUUCUGCUCCCUUGGUUGGAGGCUCGUAUCCAUGAAGGUUGUGAGGAGCCUGCAACCCACAAUGCCCUGGCCAAGAUUUACAUAGACAGCAACAACAACCCUGAGCGGUUCCUUAGGGAGAACCCCUUUUAUGACAGCCGUGUAGUAGGCAAAUACUGUGAGAAAAGAGACCCCCACUUAGCCUGUGUGGCCUAUGAAAGAGGGCAGUGUGACCAGGAACUCAUUCAUGUGUGUAAUGAGAACUCACUGUUCAAGAGUCUAUCACGCUAUCUUGUGCGCCGUAAGAACCCCGAGCUCUGGGCAAGUGUGCUGCUGGAGACCAACAACUACAGAAGACCGCUCAUCGAUCAGGUGGUCCAGACUGCCCUUACAGAGACCCAGGAUCCAGAGGAAGUAUCUGUCUCAGUGAAGGCUUUUAUGACUGCUGAUCUUCCCAAUGAGCUCAUUGAGCUUCUGGAGAAGAUUGUUUUAGAUAAUUCUGUCUUCAGCGAGCACAGAAACCUCCAGAAUCUGCUCAUCCUGACAGCAAUUAAAGCCGAUCGGACCCGGGUUAUGGAGUACAUUAAUCGUCUGGACAACUAUGAUGCCCCAGAUAUUGCAAACAUUGCCAUAAGCAACGAGCUGUUUGAAGAGGCCUUUGCUAUUUUUAGGAAAUUUGAUGUCAACACAUCUGCUGUGCAGGUCCUGAUUGAGCACAUUGGUAACUUGGACCGAGCCUAUGAGUUUGCUGAGCGCUGCAAUGAGCCUCCAGUGUGGAGUCAGUUAGCAAAGGCCCAGCUCCAGAAGGGCCUGGUCAAAGAAGCAAUUGACUCUUACAUCAAGGCUGAUGACCCCUCUGCUUAUAUGGAGGUUGGACAAGCUGCAGCUCAGAGUGGAAACUGGGAGGAUCUUGUAAAGUUUCUGCAGAUGGCCCGAAAGAAGGCCCGCGAGUCCUACGUUGAAACAGAGUUAAUCUUUGCUCUGGCAAAGACCAACCGCCUUGCUGAGUUGGAGGAGUUCAUCAAUGGACCCAAUAAUGCCCACAUCCAGCAAGUGGGUGACCGUUGCUAUGACGACAAGAUGUACGAGGCAGCCAAACUACUUUACAACAACGUGUCUAAUUUCGGUCGCCUGGCUUCUACUCUGGUGCACCUGGGAGAGUAUCAGGCAGCUGUGGACGGAGCACGCAAAGCCAACAGCACACGCACCUGGAAGGAGGUGUGUUUCGCAUGUGUUGAUGGGAAAGAGUUCAGGCUUGCCCAAAUGUGUGGACUGCAUAUUGUUGUACAUGCCGACGAGCUGGAGGAACUCAUCAAUUACUACCAGGACCGCGGCUACUUUGAGGAGCUCAUUACCAUGCUGGAGGCUGCUUUGGGAUUAGAGCGAGCUCACAUGGGAAUGUUCACAGAGCUGGCCAUUCUUUACUCCAAAUUCAAACCCCAGAAGAUGAGGGAGCACUUGGAGCUCUUCUGGUCCCGUGUGAACAUUCCAAAGGUUCUCAGAGCAGCUGAGCAGGCCCACCUCUGGGCAGAGCUAGUGUUUCUCUAUGAUAAGUAUGAGGAAUAUGAUAAUGCCAUCAUCACAAUGAUGAAUCAUCCUUCUGAUGCCUGGAAAGAGGGUCAAUUCAAAGACAUUGUCACCAAGGUGGCCAAUGUGGAACUGUACUACAAAGCCAUCCAGUUUUAUCUGGAGUUCAAACCUUUAUUAUUAAAUGACCUGCUCAUUGUUCUCUCCCCGAGACUGGAUCACACGCGCGCUGUCAAUUUUUUCACCAAGGUGAAGCAGGUACCUCUGGUUAAACCAUAUUUGAGGUCUGUCCAGAAUCACAAUAACAAGUCUGUCAACGAAUCUCUUAACACCCUUUUCAUCGUUGAAGAAGAUUAUGCGUCACUACGCACUUCCAUUGAUGCCUACGACAACUUUGACAACAUCUCGUUGGCCCAGGGCCUAGAGAAGCAUGAUUUGAUCGAGUUUAGGAGGAUUGCAGCGUAUCUUUUCAAGGGCAACAACCGCUGGAAACAGAGUGUUGAACUUUGCAAGAAAGACAAGCUCUACAAGGACGCCAUGCAGUAUGCGUCUGAGUCCAAAGACAUUGAACUGGCUGAGGAACUUCUUGCUUGGUUCUUGGAGGAGGACAAGAAGGAGUGUUUUGCUGCCUGUUUGUUCACCUGCUACGACUUGUUGCGGCCCGACGUGGUGCUUGAGACUGCUUGGAGGCACAACAUCAUGGAUUUCUCUAUGCCAUACUUCAUCCAGGUCAUGAGGGAGUACCUCAGUAAGGUGGACAAGCUUGAAGCUUCAGAGUCACUGAGGAAACAGGAGGAGCAGGCCACAGAAUCUCAACCAAUUGUUUAUGGCACACCACAGCUUAUGCUCACUUCAGGCACGAACGUUGCCGUACCCCCUCAGCAGGCUUAUGGCUACGGGUACACAGCAGCUCCAGGCUACGGGCAACAACCACAGGCCAAUUUUGGAUACGGCAUGUGA
Nerophis lumbriciformis (worm pipefish) is the source of this 5046-nucleotide messenger RNA. Lineage: Eukaryota; Metazoa; Chordata; Actinopteri; Syngnathiformes; Syngnathidae. The record is from RefSeq and is a predicted model, not a curated record.